CACUUCUUUCCAAAUAAACAUCGCCCCCCCCCCCUCCUGCUUCAAGUCCCUUAUCCUUCACCUUCGCACUCAAACCAGCCAAUUAUGGCCUCUUUCUCUCGUCAACCGACACUCACUCCCACCAAGACGGUGGCUGGCACCACCACCACCAUUCCCACCUUCCCUUCCUGUUCUUUCUUCCCAAAAAGGCCCCAAAUUUCAAAAGCUGGAAAGCGGAACCACUUUGUUCAUAGAGGGGCAUGCAAAGCCACAAAUAAUGGUGACGAAAUCCUUCCCUCUAGCUCCAACGACAGACAACCUCCUCAAGGGAAAUUCGAUAGGAGAGAUGUGCUCAUCGGCCUCGGAGGCCUCUAUGGUGCUGGCAGUCUUUACAAUGACCCGUUGGCCACGGCAGCUCCAGUGUCGGCGCCGGACAUAACAAAAUGUGGGAAGGCAGAUAUCCCUGCAGGGGCAAAACCAACCAAUUGCUGCCCAAAACCAUCCUUAGAGAUUAUAGACUUUAAGCUACCUCCCCAAAACUCCCCCUUGCGUGUUAGGCCUGCCGCGCAUUUGGCCGACAAGAAUUACAUAGCCAAAUUUAACAAAGCCAUCGAGCUCAUGAAAGCCCUCCCGGCCGAUGACCCUCGUAGUUUCCAACAACAAGCCAACGUUCACUGCGCCUAUUGUAACGGGGCAUAUGACCAAGUCGGAUCCUCAAGCCUCGAGUAUCAAGUUCACAGCAGUUGGCUCUUCUUUCCGUUUCAUCGCUACUACUUGUACUUCUACGAGAAGAUCUUGGGAAAGUUGAUCGGCGAUCCCGACUUUGUCUUGCCAUUCUGGAACUGGGAUUCCCCUCCCGGAAUGCCAAUACCGGCCAUGUUUGCCACCUCCAAGUCACCUCUCUACGACAGCCUCCGCAACGCCAAUCACCAGCCGCCGACUCUGCUCGACCUUGACUACAGCGGCACCGACGUGUUAACAUCAAAUCAAGACCAAAUCUCGAGCAAUCUGGCCAUCAUGUACCGGCAAAUGGUGUCCAGCGCCAAGAACGGCCAGCUAUUCUUCGGCAGCCCUUACCGCGCCGGCGAUGAAUCCGACCCAGGUGCUGGCUCGAUCGAGAGCAGCCCUCACAAUAACAUCCACUUAUGGUGCGGCGACAAAACCCAGCCUAAUUUGGAGGACAUCGGGAAUUUCUACUCCGCCGGUAGAGAUCCGAUCUUUUACUCUCACCACUCAAACGUCGACCGAAUGUGGACCAUCUGGAAGACGCUAGGAGGAAAACGACAAGAUUUCACAGACCCACAUUGGUUAAACGCAAGCUUCAUCUUCUACGAUGAAGACGCUCUACCUGUUCGUGUUUAUGUCAAGGACAGCCUCGACUCUACCAAUCUGCGUUAUGUUUACCAAGAUGUGGAGAUUCCAUGGCUGAAAUCCAAGCCGACUCCUCGCAAACCCAAGCAGAAGAAAGUAGCGACGCUUUUUCCUCCAGGACGUGGGGGUGUAGCGGUUGCGGCUGAAAAAUCUGCUGGCGUUGUUGCGUUUCCAGUUGUUCUGGAUAAGGUGAUAAGCACUGUGGUCUCCAGGGACAGGAAAUCGAGGAGCCAGAAAGAGAAGGAAGACGAGGAGGAGGUGCUGGUGAUUGACGGAAUCGAAUUUGCGAAAGAUGCGGCGGUGAAGUUCGACGUUUAUAUUAACGAUGACGACGAGUCGCCUAGCGGGCCAGACAAGACGGAGUUUGCCGGAAGCUUUGUGAACGUGCCGCAUUUGCAUACGCAUGCGAAGCUGAAGAAGACUUGCCUGAAACUGGGGAUCACUGAUUUGUUGGAUGACUUGGGAGUUGAUGAUGAUGACAGCGUGGUGGUUACUUUGGUUCCCCGGUACGGGAACGGAAUCGCCACCAUUGGCGGAAUCAAGAUCACGCUUCUUUCUUGAGCUCCGCAUGCAUUUCUAUGAUGGCUGUUUUUUUUUUGAUCGAGAUAUCCUAUAAUCUAAGGUUCUCAAAUUUAUAAAUAGGUAGUUUUCUCGUACCCGGAGGAAUGCGUGCUUCUGAGAGGUCUUUUAUAUUAUGCCCAAUACCAAAGUUAGUUAUAUACAUGUAACAAACAACAAGGAAAAUAAAUGCAAUAACUAAAUAAUGGUGAGCUAUGUUGUCUGCCAUAAA
Molecule: messenger RNA, 2140 nt
Organism: Corylus avellana
Lineage: Eukaryota; Viridiplantae; Streptophyta; Magnoliopsida; Fagales; Betulaceae
Product: polyphenol oxidase, chloroplastic-like
Biological process (GO): pigment biosynthetic process
Molecular function (GO): catechol oxidase activity
Source: RefSeq, a predicted model, not a curated record